Sporisorium graminicola is the source of this 2817-nucleotide messenger RNA. RefSeq lists its product as uncharacterized. The transcript has a single exon. Gene Ontology annotation, cellular component: COG complex. Gene Ontology annotation, biological process: Golgi organization; intracellular protein transport; retrograde vesicle-mediated transport, Golgi to endoplasmic reticulum. The record is from RefSeq and is a predicted model, not a curated record. The coding region runs from base 1 to 2817 and encodes 938 amino acids. Lineage: Eukaryota; Fungi; Basidiomycota; Ustilaginomycetes; Ustilaginales; Ustilaginaceae.
AUGGCGUUGCCACCAUCCGCUGCGGCUGAGCAGAACUGUCCAUCCGAUCAUAGCAGCAGCAGCAGCUCAGCGACGCCAUCGGAUGCGAUCGGCGCACUCCGGACCACUCAUGGAUCGACACAGCUUGCUGCUUGGCUCGAUCACCACGUCGUCACUGCCACUUCCAAUGCCAAUAUUGAUUCCACUGUGACAACCUCGAAUCUGGACGCCACUGCUGCAGCACUGCGCCAACUCUCCCAGUCCUUGUCCUCAGUCCGCGACGCAUCCCGCACCGAGCUGGAUCAAAGCAUCACCUCGCUCGUGUCUACCAUACCCAAAAUUGGCAUCGAGCUCAGACUUAUGUCAGAUGCAGCAACCGCCCUUCGAUCUCGAGUCGACUCGCUCCAAAGCCAAACUUCCGCCAAGGACACUUCUACUGACCUUAUGCUAGCUCGCAUCGCAGCGCUGUCCAAAGCCAAAGCGGGCCUCAUUGAUGCACGCCAUACACUCCGAGAGGCGCAAGCAUGGUCGACGCUCGAAAGUCAAAUCACAAUGCUGUUGAGCGAAUCAAGAUGGCAGGAAGCUGUCGAGAGAAUAACGAAAGCCACCGACUCGUUGCGUCUGUUCAGUGGCUCCGCAAAGUCGAAUCAAGAAAGGAGUCAUCUGCUUCACACUUUGACCAAAAGGUUGCAAGAUGAGCUGAUCCCUGUUCUACAACAGGCCAUCGUCGAUCGCGAUCGGGACAAGGUGGCUCAGAUGGCCAAGUUGCUCGCGUCCACACACAAUGGAGCGCCUACCUUCUUUCAGGUUUACAUCAAGACUCGAUCGCAGAAUCUGCUCUCCAGGUGGGAGCAGACGGCAUCCGAAACGAGCGAAAAGAGUCUGCCGGCACGGCUCACUUCCCUCUUCGGGGACCUUCUUGCGCUGCUUGGAGAAGAACGCGUCGCGGCGUCUUUGCUCUUCACCGAUCCUAACGUUGCAGCACAGCUCCUCAUCGCUGAUAUCCUCGUCAGGCUCGACCCACCUAUCCACGCAUGCAUACAGCAAGCCACACUUGCUCCCGAUCUCGAAGCUUUCUUGGCGGCGCUGACAGAUGCAUACAAGGCUACUGAAGACGCCGUUCGCGCCGUCAAGUCGAUUCUACCAGAAGCAAAAGCUAGGCAGGACAGCCAACAGGAUGAUGACGCAGGUGGUGCACCAUCGCCCAUCGACAGCCAAUUGCUGACCCUCGAUACAACGGACAAGCCAUGGCUUCAGCUCAUGAUCGAGCCCUUCCUUCCGUAUCAGACUCGUCUCGCCACGUUCGAAACCGAAGCUAUGCAGUCUCGCUUGCAGGCCCUCCAAUCUUCAGACCUAGCUUCCACUACACCCAUCGCCACGGCAUCCUCGCAGGCACUCCAAGUCGCCAAGGCAGCACUCCGUCGCUCGACUGCCUUGACAAAAUCGUUUGCAACGCCAUCACUACUCGCAUCGCUCGACGGCGUCCUUGAAUCCGCAAGUGCACGCGCCCACAUGGAGCUGAAAUCGGAUCUGCAGAGGCUGUUGAACGAGGUGCAAACCCGCAUUCGCAGACUGCAUCUCUCCGAAAACACGAGGCAAGCUGCUCUGACUUACGAUGAGCGGGGUGAGGUGUUGACCCCGAGUGACUGGGACGAGUUCCGCAAAGCAACAGAAAAACUAUCUGCUUGCCGAGAGAGUGUAGAUGCCAUAAACAGUUUGGAAGAGACGAUCGCUUACCAGAUUUCCGAGCUUGCAGCGUCGGCCAAAUUACCCCCAGUGACAGCAGCAGGAGCGAGUUCUGGUCACAGCACGGUCGACUUCACGAGCCCACUGUCGGCUCUGGCAACGUCUUCGCUCAAUACAACCACUCUGCACGAGCUCAUCUCGAAAUCCAAGCGGCUCCUCUCCACUGCUUCCUGGCGAUCAUCUUCGGUGGGGCCACUCUUGCUUCCUCAAGCACGCGCAUCGGUCAUGUCGACUGCAUCUACAGUGCAAGCAUUCCAACAUGAUUUGGUCCUCUCGCAGUUCCUACCAGAGUUGGAGCUGUAUGCUUCGCUGCCGAUCUGGACGUCGAACAAACAUCCGAGCAUCGUCAACGAGUACGACCUCGCCAUGCCCAAAUUCAGUCUCAGUCCGACGGAGGCGAUGGCGAGAAUUGGUGAGGCAAUGUUGAACUUGCCUAGGCUGUUUGAAGGAUAUGCGGACGAGGUAUUAUUGUUUUGUCUCGACGCGGCCAAGGGGACCGGAAAGGAGGCGAAGGCUGCGGAUAGGGAAGAGGCGAAUCCCGCGCAUGCUAGGCAUCCGACUAUGGCGGGGACACUCUCAGCGACAGAUCCAACCGAAAGGUCGACCAUGCAUCGUCAGGCGUUCUCCACCACCACUGUCCCCUCUUCGCACUCGCCAGCUGACUCUCUAACUCCAGCCCAAGAAGCCGACGGCGAAAGCGACGCUAGCGUCCUCUCGACAUACCUGCAUUCCUUGCUCACGCUCUUCCUCACCCGCUUCCUCACUUCCACCUUACCCUCCCUGCCGCGGCUCACCGAAAUCGGCGCCGCACAGCUCGCGGCCGAUCUCGACUACCUCAGCAACAUCUCAUCCGUUAUUUAUUCGGAGAGCGAAGGUAUCCUGCGGUUUUGGAAGAAGGCUGCCGAACUGAGCGGCGAUAUAGGGAGGCUGCUGGUGGCGGAGUAUGUGGUCGGCGUGGGUAGAGGUGGUGUGGAGAGUAGACUGGACGAGAGUUGGAAAGUGGGGCUGGAGGAGUGGGGGGAUGAUCAGGUGGAAGCGCUGGUGAGAUCGGAGGCGUUUAGGAGCGUGGCUAGGUUGAGAGGAUGGAUGUAG